Molecule: messenger RNA, 204 nt
Organism: Sphenostylis stenocarpa
Lineage: Eukaryota; Viridiplantae; Streptophyta; Magnoliopsida; Fabales; Fabaceae
Source: the annotation of a GenBank genome assembly
AUGGUUGUGUUGCUUUCUUUGAACAGAUCAAGCUUCCCUGCAACCGAGGGGUUGUCUGGUAGCUUAUUUCAUGAGGUGAUUAUUACAAACACCAUUCCAGUAUCAGAUAUAAAUACUAUUUUCAGUAGCAAACCUGUUGGUGAAAUUAUUUGGCAUAUUCAUGAUGAUAGUUCUGAGGUGAUUCUCCGGUUGGCUCGUCGUUGA